This is a messenger RNA of Dicrocoelium dendriticum, 1214 nucleotides long. The record is from the annotation of a GenBank genome assembly. NCBI's taxonomy places the organism in Eukaryota, Metazoa, Platyhelminthes, Trematoda, Plagiorchiida, Dicrocoeliidae.
AUGCAGUCCACUCUCAUGACCAGUGGUGACUUAAUCUUUAUAAACGCGAACCAUUUCAGUGUGAGACUGUGCAGCGUUGAUUUACAGAAAAACCACAACAAGAGUGAAACGCUUGCAGUGUUGAAAGCGAAGUUUACUCGAAAAAUGGGUCAGGAAUCUUAUCGAUUGGCUACAUUGGGGAUGUGUACUAUAGCAUGUGUGCUGAGUCUAGCCACAAUUGCCUUGACCAUCGGGUCUUUGAGUUGGCAGGGUUUGAUCGUGUAUUACCCACAGUAUAAAAGCGGAGAAAAUGUAAGCUGCAUAUUCCAAGUCUCUCGUCGUGAAGGCUUCUUCCAUACUUGCUACACCAGACUUCCAGGUGACCACAAUAUCAAUCGUUUGGGUCUAAAGUGCAGACAAAAUGAUUAUGGAAAACCAUCUAACUUUGCGGGCUGGAGGGAUUCGGCAUACUACGAGCUAAUCACAUGGCGACGACUGGCGCUGACGGCCAUUAUCUUCGCUGUAUCGUUUGCAUUGGUUGGCCUCAUUUUGACUGCCUUCUUCUUAAAGAAUUGGAUGAAAAUAGAGAGCCCGGAGGAGUUUCAAACGUACCAGCGGUUGGUGGCAGCGAUAUUAUUCCUCUCUUCAGGUCUGCUGUAUCAGUUGGGGACAAUAUUCCUCCAUAUUUUUUAUCUGAGAGGAUCGGUCCUGCAAACCAAGCAUCUGCCAUUGAUUUCUACAAGCUGGGCUGAGCAUAUGCAGACAGCAACAGCGGUCAGUUACUCUCAUGCCUACCAUAUGCUCAUCGUGGCCACCUAUUUUGUGGAGAUCGCAGGUCUCUUGGUUAUCAGCACGGCGUUGUUUGCUCGCUUCCUGUUCGAUGAGCCUUCGGAGGAAACGGAGGAGGACAAUAUACGGAGCGCCUUCACAUACAAAGUGACUCUGCCACGCUACGCUACGGACGAUAUGGACUAUGAUGAAAAGACAGAGGGCUCGGAAGGUAGAUUGGUCAAGCGCCGUCCGGAUUCAAGUAACAGUGAUCAGUGAAGCUGACUGAAAUAAAUACGAAUUCCUCAGCUUUUGUGCACUAAGAAGACAGAGUUUUAAUUAUGAUGCAAGCACUCCUCAACAGUUAAUUUUGCAGUUGCAUGCUAUACUUUGUACAACCUUGCUUCAUUCUCAGACAUUUCAUAUGUGCUUAUCUGAAAAUAUAGAAAAUACAUGGUGAAAUUUCG